AAGGCACACAAGUCACAACUUCACCUCGCUGCGUGAUUUUCUGUUGUGUGAGAAUAUCUCCUAGUGUCUUCCUUCAUCAUCCGCUUCCAAUUUCCCUUCCUCCGAUGCCAAUUCCAAAUCUUUCAUUUCUCCAUCUCUAUUAGCUUCCAAUUUUCUCAAUCCCCAUUUCACUUCCUCCAUGACCUUAUAUAUUUAGCUCUUUUCUCCUCUUUUCCUUUCAUUUCCCGCUAAAUACUACUUUCACCCAUGGCCGCCGCUGCUCUCAGGUCCAGGUCCUCCAAGGAAGUUGCCAGUUUAACUCUUUCUCGUUGUAGACACUGUGUUUCCAAUUAUAUUCACUCUGCUAGCAAUCCCAUUUCCCACUGCGCGCGUCGUAACAAAUCGAAUGACCUCUAUCUCAGCUCACCCUUCCACUUGGUCUCUUUCAAGUCGGUUUCACUUAGAGGCGACUUUCUCCACCACGGGACUCAACCUUUCGAUCAUCGGAGGGCUUAUCCGAAUUCCAACAAGAACCUGAAUGAGAGGUUGAGCAGGGGCGGUUGUUUUAUGAGCACUUAUGGGGACCCGCCUGAGGUGUGGUCUGGAGAUGGGAUUGUGAUUCGUGGGAGUAAUUCAAGCUUGAACGGUCAUGGAGGCGGCGGUGGUGGAAGCGCCAACUCUGGUUCUGGUGGUGGUGGGUUUGGCGCGAACUCGAAUGAUGGGUGUUGGGGUGGUUCCAGUUUGGGUCCUAAUUUUCCAACCCCCAAGGAAAUCUCCAAGGGGCUUGAUAAGUUUGUAAUUGGUCAGGAGAGAGCUAAAAAGGUGCUCUCUGUGGGUGUUUACAAUCACUACAAGCGUAUCUAUCAUGAAUCGUUGCAAAGGCCUACAGGAGAUACGGUUAACAACAAAGCUGAUGCUGUUGAUGAUGAUAAAGUGGAACUUGAGAAAAGUAACAUCCUUCUGAUGGGGCCAACAGGCUCAGGGAAAACACUUCUCGCUAAAACCUUGGCACGCUUUGUUAAUGUUCCAUUUGUUAUUGCAGAUGCAACUACCCUAACACAGGCGGGAUAUGUUGGAGAAGACGUGGAGUCUAUAUUGUACAAACUUCUGAUGGUUGCUGAUUAUAAUGUGGCAGCUGCACAGCAGGGCAUUGUUUACAUAGACGAAGUUGAUAAAAUUACCAAGAAGGCAGAGAGCCUUAACAUUAGCAGAGAUGUGUCAGGAGAGGGCGUGCAGCAGGCAUUAUUAAAAAUGCUAGAAGGAACGAUUGUAAACGUGCCUGAGAAAGGUGCAAGAAAGCAUCCCAGAGGUGAAAAUAUCCAGAUUGAUACUAAGGACAUUCUCUUCAUAUGUGGGGGUGCCUUCAUCGACUUAGAAAAAACUAUCUCAGAAAGGCGACAAGAUUCUUCUUUAGGGUUUGGGGCCCCAGUUCGUGCAAACAUGAGGGCAAGUGGUGUUACAGAUGCCAUUGUUACUUCUUCACUAUUGGAGACUGUUGAAAGUAGUGACCUCAUUGCAUAUGGGUUAAUACCCGAAUUUGUUGGUCGAUUCCCCAUCCUCGUCAGUUUGUCAGCCCUAACAGAAGACCAACUUGUUCAGGUCUUGACAGAGCCAAAAAAUGCGCUAGGAAAGCAGUAUAGAAAGAUGUUCCAGAUGAAUGACGUCAAGCUCCACUUCACAGAAAAUUCCUUGAGAUUAAUUGCAAGAAAGGCAAUGUCUAAGAACACUGGAGCACGGGGUUUGCGAUCAAUAUUGGAGAAUCUAUUGAUGGAUGCUAUGUACGAGAUUCCUGAUGUCAGAACAGGUGAGGAUAUAAUCGAUGCUGUUAUCAUUGAUGAAGAAUCCAUUGGGUCAGACAGCACGGGUUGUGGCGCUAAAAUUCUUUACGGAAAGGGAGCAUUGGAUCGCUAUCUUUCAGGACAAAAGACUACAAGUCAGGGUUCCGAAAAAGAGGCAGAACCCGAAAGUGAAACAGAUCUUCCUUCAGUUGUUGCCAGCAGCAUGUAACCAGCCAUUCCUGAAAGUCCAUGUAUUAUAACUGUAAUGUUGUACAUAUUACUAGUCCACAUUUAUUAAUAGCUCAAAUGGGAAAUUACUGUCAUACAGAUUAUCUGAUUCUCUAAAAAGAAAGUGUUGUGUUUUUCAUUUUCAAAGUC
Cucurbita moschata (crookneck pumpkin) is the source of this 2135-nucleotide messenger RNA. RefSeq names its product CLP protease regulatory subunit CLPX1, mitochondrial-like. The transcript has 15 exons. Gene Ontology annotation, molecular function: ATP hydrolysis activity; ATP binding; ATP-dependent protein folding chaperone. Gene Ontology annotation, biological process: protein folding; proteolysis; protein catabolic process. Lineage: Eukaryota; Viridiplantae; Streptophyta; Magnoliopsida; Cucurbitales; Cucurbitaceae. Bases 247 to 1986 code for a protein of 579 amino acids. Gene Ontology annotation, cellular component: mitochondrial matrix. The record is from RefSeq and is a predicted model, not a curated record.